UUUUUAAAAAGCGGCGGUAGCUCGCUCGAGCACCUUCAAUAUUCAAUAGCAGUCACACUUUAUCGUAUUUUUUUUUCCUGUACAGCUGCAAUAUGUAAGUGAAAAACUUUCAUUAACACCGAAUCCAAGUACCUGGAAGCGUCUCACCGCAAAUAAAUGCGUAUUAUAAAUAAUCUUGACUUAUUUUGUUACACUGGCGUAGUUAGUUUCAAGUGAAUCAGCUAGCUAUGUCAGUGGAAGCUAACACGUUGCAUCAUGACAAGUUUUAAUGCCUGUUAACCAACUAGCAUUAUGUAUGAUAAUCAACUGUCUCGUCUUUGCUGUCUUUCAAGCUGACUGGUAGACGUUCAAUGAUAUCAUGGUUUGUUUGUUUGUUCUUGUAUUUUUAGAAGGAUCCUGCUGUUUCCUGCUAAGCUGUAAGCUCUCUCCCUGCUCCAGGAUCAUGAGGGAUCGGCAGCAUGCAGAAGAGCAGGGUCUUCUGGGUUUACUGUGUCCUGGUCAGAAGAAGUUGGAGGGGAAGACUUUCUACCUGGACAGUGUGAAGAAACGUGCCACUGCCCUGCUUUUGGAGGCCAUAUCUCUCCUUGGAGGGGUAGGCUUAUUGAAAGAUAAAUGCACUGUGUGAGCUGGUAGAUAUCUUGCUUUGAUCAGUGGUUGCUGAUGUUGGCUGGGUUUUGAUCCUGGCAGUGGCAUAUAGAUGUGAAUGUAAUCAACAGAGCAAAUUAAAACACAAGUACAGGCAUUGGGUAAAUUGUCUCUCUUUUAAAGUGGGUAAAAGAAAAUACUGUAAAGCCCUCACAAUAUCCCUGGUAAUUUCAGCAAAUCUUGGAUUUAACAAGCUGCUCUAGUAGCAACCAUUCGAGACAUCAUUAAAUUCAAGUAAAAUUUGGGGAAAAGACACAUCUGACUGUAUACUUUUUUCUUCCUUUUUUUUUGUAAUCCUAAGAGAGUCGAAAGUUUCCUGCACAGAGAUGUUAGCUUUGUUGUGACGGGGAGCCAAGAGGGCCUGAGUGAGCAGAAGUGCACUAAAGAUGGGGCAAAGGAGACAAGUGGAGAGGCACCAAGUUCCAUAAUGACACGAGAGAAUGUUACCAGCAAUGGCAAACAGCGACCAGGAACUCCCAGAUCGAUGGUAUUAAACUUCACACACUCAUGUGCGAUGAAAAAGAUGUUUGUAUGGAAAAUAUGAUAUUUUCAAGUAAACCAAUGUCCUUUUUUUAAGAAGUGUAUUUUUGUUUUUCCUUUAAAGUUAUUGAAUUUUGAAAUUGCUUUAAAUCAGUUCUUGUUUUUUUUUUUUUUUUUUCUCAGGUUUGUGGCAGUCGUGGGAAGGCCCUGCUUGAAAAAGCUAUUCGCAACAAUGUAAGUCACUUCAUGUCAGAUUUAUCAGUUUAAUAUCCAGAUGAUUUAGUAGGAUAAUUUACCCAAGAUUGGCAUGGUUUGUUAUCUUUGAUGUUAUUUGCUUUCAUGUAGGAACGACUUCUGGGGAACAGUGUUUUGGCAAAUGCCCGAUCUUGGGGAGUGAAGAUUCUGUAUGCGGAUGGUAUCCUUUUGGCUACUCAUGGGAACUCAUUUGAUGCAAAGGUCUUCCCCGCUUUUCUUGUUUACAUCUGUUAAGCAGUGACUCUCUGCUAACAGCAGAUGGCACCAGGUGAGUGCUUUUGUUUGCCCUGCUAUGUUUCAUCCAACAGUUACAAACUGAAGAAAUCUGGUAAAUCUGCAUCAAAAUAUCACCUUCUUAACCACAUAGCAGUAUGCAACGGUCUUGUAAGUCGUCCUUAACAUUGAACCAGAUGUACUUUUGUACUUAAAACUGCUAAUGCGAGAGAGCAUCAGCGCUGUACCCAAGAGACUUGAGGUAAGGUGCCUGUAUGCUUUACUGUAAAUGAGGCUUUUUUUUGUUUUUUUAAGGCGUGAAAGGUUGUGAUUUAAAUGCAUUAAUAGCUCUCAGGGUGUUUUUUUUUUUUUGUUUUUUUUUUAAAGCAACAAUCUUUGAAGUAUAUUUUACACCAGUCUUUUCUCUUCAAUAUAAAUGACACUUAAUGAGACAAACUUUUAUUUGUUUUUACAGAAGACUCAAGCUAAACAAGGUGUUCACAUUGUCAAAGGUUAGUUUUUGUUCAUGUACUGGAAAUGACUUAUUUCCCAUCAACACCAUAUCUUUGUAGAUAUUAUUAACUAAAUUAAUUGGGUGUCAUUCCUCUUAUGUCCAUAGCUGCAGCUCUGAGGUCUCCAUAUCUUAAAAUCGAAGACCUGAGCAGGUAUGUUUCAUUUCUCUUGUGUGCAGUCUGUUUUGCUCACUAACAGAACCUCUAUAUUACAACAAAAAACAUACAGCAUUCAAUAGUGCAAUGGUUCUGUACAUGCAAGCCCUAGACAGUGAUUACUUGCCAUACUACAUGGUCCCAGUGGGCCCAAAAAGCAAAACACAGCAAAGAGAGGAGUCUGUAGAGAGUUGUUGGUAAGAGGACAGGUAAUGCAAGGCCAGGGAAGGAGGCCUGUUUGGAUUACAGCUUAACCUGCCUGGUUAAGCAGUUGCCUUGCUUUUUCUUCAUUACACCUAUGAGGCAUUAGAGAAGAGGGGGAGGACUUAAGGAGGUAACCAAUCUUCUACUCUUGCUUUGGACUCCGACCAAAAUAUCAUUAUGGAAAUCCUUACCUUUUUAAGUUACUAUAAAGUGAACUUAUCUGAAAAUAGUUGCUCAAUUUAACAACCAGUAGUUGACAUUUAAAGUCUUGGGUUUGGUCAUGUGGUGUAAACACUAUCUUGUCAUUCUGGUUUUGCGCUCUACCAAAUCCUGAGGGUACUGUCCAAACAUGAUGAUUUUAUGUACUAGCUGUUUGGUGAUGAGUAAGUAGUUGACCGUGGGUUUUUAGGCUGAUGAUUGAAACAGCUGCCUUGUGCUGCCUGAAAAAGACACUUUGAGUGUGAUGAGAGAAAACAGAAACAUUAAAUUGACUAUGUAACCAUAAAGGUUUUCCAUAUUGACUUAUUGUAUUAAUGUUCAGGAACCCCUUUUAAAUUCCAGGUUCAGGUUGUUUAGUAUCCGGUUUGGUCAUCAAGUACAGUGACAGUGAUACAACAAUGGCUGCCAGUGACCUGCCCUCUGUUUCUGCCCUUCCUACCCCACUGGGUGCCAGUUCUGGAGGUUUACAUUUCAGCCCAGAUGAUUUUCUUAAUUGAACUUGCAAGGGAGUACCAUCAUGUUACGUGACAAGCCGCCCCCCUCGAGUGGAAUCGCUCCCCAGGAGUCCAGACCUCAGGAGGAUAUGGUUUCUAUUCGAUGGGGCUUUGCAAGCUCCACUGCCUCUUCCUGUGGGGGAUCUCCAUGUGUGAACAGCUCUUUUCAUUUGCCUUCUCAUUUCAGUUAAUUGAAGUGCUCUGCCUAAUGUCGAAGGCCAUCACUGUGAGAAACUGAACCCAAGACCUCUGAAACAUUUGAAUAUAGGCCUGGCUGGUGUUCAUCUCCGAUGUCCAGUGUCAAAUUCAGUUUAAGAUGCAAAGUCAUCAUUAAUAUAUUCACAUCUAUCUCUCUUUCUUCUUACUUCAUAUAUACGUUAAUGUGUUGGAUUUUGCUUUUUUCUUAUAACUUUUGUUGCUGUAGCAUUUUAUUUCAUAACCAUGUGUUUGUUGUAAUGUCUUCUAAACAGGAAAUACAGACCCCUGCAUAUGCAGUCUAUGACCUUUCCAACACUGUGGUACUCUGGACGAUAUAGUCCCUUUGAAUCUCCACCUCCUCUCUUUGACAAACCAACAGAGCAAGGACACAGUAAAGCAAGGUUUGUUUGGCAGUAUUUGAAUCACAGACGACUGAUUUGCCAGUUUAAAUUCAAGUAUCAAACAUAACAUAACAUAAACUCCAGUCCAGACUAUAAAAAGUUAUUUUUCAAUAAUAGUGGUUUGUUCUUUGAACAGAGAGAAGAAAAAGGUUGAAAGUAGCAUUCAGGAAAAAUCUCAAACCCCACUCAGCUGCAGCCCUUCACCGUGGCGGCCACGUAAAAAGGACCGGUCAUACUGUGAAUGCUGUCAUCAGCCCUUUAAUAACCUGGAGGAGGUAGAAAUCUCUUAGGUCAUAUGACUUUAUUUUAUGAUGCUUGCUUGUGUUUACACCUGACUUGCUAUCCUUGUUUGGCUUUGCAGCACUUGCAGUCUGAUCAGCACCGUGCGUUUGUGCUGGAUCUCUCAAACUAUAGUAUACUGGACCAGCUUGUGGCUGAAAUGCUGCCAGGAUUCACCCAUGCCUCAUCUCAUCAACUAGAGGAAACAGGGGACCAGUGAGUAUACAUGAUAGAAAAAUUUCCUAAAAUUUGAAGUUCCUUUUUCAUUGAAUCACGUCGAUUUUUUCCAGUUUAAAUGACUGUUUUUAUUGAUUUUCUUUUUCCUCACAUAGUCCUUUGCCUAUGGAGGAUGUCUGUGAACUAGAGCCUCUCACUGAUGUUGAGACCGAGCAGGCUGUUAAGGCCCUGCAGUCAUUCAGCGCUCACACCUUCGACCCCUCGACAGGAAUUCAGUCACUCAUACCUGCUUUCAUCCAGUCUCCCACUACUCAGGCAGACUGUGUGCUUCCUCUCAGUCCAGCCAUGCCUGUGCUCGACGUCGAACCACAAAGCCACCACUUAGCCGGACAGCAGCCUGCCACUCAUCAUCUGCCCCCCUGCUUGUCUGUGGACCCUUACUCUCUUCCUCCAGUUCUUAGCCCACAAAUUUCUUACUCCUCUCCUGAGAUGGAGCCACACAGCCCAUACUCAGAGCCUCCUGUCCUCAGUCCUCAGUGGUUUACUAAGGACAAUGCUGUGGAGGGACAGGCUUGUGAAAUGGACACUGAAAGCGUGUCUCAUUUUGUCUCAGCUGAUACACCCCCUGUCUCUAACCUGCUUCUCCCCUCCAUGGCCCUGACAGAUACAGAAGAAAUAAAAGGAUCAAACCAAGAGUCUCUUUUGGGAUUAAGUGAGAACAUACAUGCAAGGCAAGAUUGGGAUUGCGCAAUCUCGUUUUCAUCUCAUUCCCUCCCUCAACAGUCAGCAACGACAACAAACCCCAAAAAGCGCUGGAGAUCAGGCAGUUCUGAAUACAGUCAAAGCAAAAGGAGGAGGAUUGCAGAAAAAGAAUGUAAAUCUGAAGAAACGGAAAGAGACAUUAUUGCCAAACCUCAGGACUGGUUAUUAUUUAACAAGAUCACCUGUCCGCCCUUACAGUCCCCCUCUCACCAAAAACUACCUUCAGUAUGCCCUAGUCAAACGCACGCUUCAAAACAGUCUUUUGCUACGUUUUCUAUUCCUGCUGUACAGAAUUUCUCUGUUGCAUCAAAUCAACUGGACAUUUUGGGUCAGAGUACCACUGGUGUUGUUAAUCAACCAUCGUGUCUCUUAAAAUCACAGACUUUGGAUCCUCAGCUUCACUCCCCUACUGGUAUACCUUUAUCGAGUCAAGACUCUCAGCGCUCACUAUCCCUCUCCACCUCAGUGUGCAUUGAGCCGGCCCUUAUCCCUGACGUAGCCACGCUCUGUCCGUCAUCAUCAGACUCAGACUGGGACUGUGACUUGCUGUCUAGGCUGGGGGCGACAUCAACCGCUCCUCUGUCUCCCACCACACAGAACCCCGAGCUCGACAAAGAUCUCCUCCACACGCCGUGCACCUGGAUGCACGACACCAGCUAUGAGUCACACCUGCACAAUGCUCUACAACCAUCCAACACGGCAGCCUCACUGUGUGGAGAGGAAAUAGACCCCACUGCAUUUUCCAGGACUGUGGUGCAGAUUGUUGAGGUUCAGCACUGACUUCUCCUUUGUUUGGAUUGUUAAAAAGAACAAUCAUACAAAGUUUUUGACUUUGAAUCGACAAAGAGCUUAAGAUAAGGCGAUGAAUUGUACACUUAAUAAAUAUUAAAAACUUUGUGCAAACUAGAGUGUAAUAAUUAGCUAUAUUUAGAGAGACAGAUUGUUAACCAUAGUUUUAUUUUUUUAUAGACGUUACUGAGUGGAUGCUGCAACUUCAAAUGAGUUUAAAGUGUGCCCAUUAUCGUCAUCUCUUCUACCCAUAAUCCACCUUGUGAAGAAAACCCCUAGCAAUAUAUCGUGAGUGUCAUGCUGACUGCAGUCUUUGAGCGGCUAUGUCCGGGAACACAUGGUGGUAUUGAGAAUUUAAUGAGGCAUUUCUGAAGGGGGCAUUACUCAAUUACUGUAAGUGCUGUGUCUGGAUCAGAUCCCACUCUCACCGGCGUUCAGGCGUUAGCGGAGUGGAGGACACAAACAACAUGCGAGACAGAAAUCUGUCUGAUUAAUGUCAAAUGGCUUGUCCUGCUGUUUGAAGGUGGGCCAGAGGACUGACUGUUUGUGUGUGUGUGUGUGUGUGUGUGUGUGUGGCCACAAGGUUUUUCACGUUCACUCAUCUGUUUUUGAAGUGCAAGGUCAUUGCGCAUCAUAACAGAAGGAAACAAGCUCAGGAUACCCAUGCAGCGUGCGGCGUGUCUUAUGUGGACAUUUGAAACGAAUGCAGAAUAUAACAAUAUGAGAACCUCAUGAUUUGAGCGUGUGCAGGGCUCUCAGCUCUGUUAUAGGAAACAGUCUAUCUGCGUCAGUUGUUUUUUUUUUUUUUUAAUAAAUGCUUUUAAACAGAAACAUACCCUGUAUAGUCACAAGUUGUUUCUGUGGAGAAAGUUGUGGCACACUAAAGAUUAUUCUUCCUGUUUGUGAGAAUAUGUGCUGACUCUGCUUGUAGGCUGAGAGAGCUAAAUGAGGAAUGAAGCAUGAGGAAGGGCAGCAGAGGGUCGAUGUGUCCUGUUUGGUUUGUCAGCGCUGCUUUCAGCUGACUCAAACAAUAUUUGAUAUUCAAUCUUCAACCCAUGUUACGUAACCCUUACCUAUCCACUAUUGCCUGACUCGUGAGAUCUUCUGUAUGAGUAAAACUGGCCAGAAGUACAAUCGCUUGUCACCGGAGAAGGGAGUACAAUCCCGGCCUAAAUUCAGCUUGUACUGUCUGUACUCAGUCGGAGUUGGAAUUGUGUUUCAUGCAAGUGAAAUUUCUGAUGGAGAAUAUGAGAUUCUGUUAUAAUGCCAAAUCUUUAAUCAGAUCUUUUUUUUAUUUUAUUUUUUACAGAUUUUAAUAACUUAAGAAAGAAUAACACAUGCAAAGAUUGUAAUGAUGCCAGCAAGCUCCAAAACAUCAAAUUUUAACGCUGUAAUAUCUCUCAAAGGAAGAUCCUCAAACUGCUCAAGCGCUGCUGUUUUGCCAACAACAUAUCCAAUUAUGCCAUCUUGAUCCGUUCUCCCUCCAGCCGUUUGAUUUUAUCCACAUUUGCUUAAAAUUUGGAAAUGUGUAUUUAAAAUAUUGUUUUUCCAAGACCCAAUUCAUACUUUAAUACAAAAAUAGUACUCACUCUUUCUCUUUCCCGAUCAUCCUCUCACCUUCAGCAAAAAGAUUGACUGUUUUAUUAUAAUCUUAAUGCCUUAAAUCACUGUGGUGUCAGACUAGACAAUUUAAAACACUAAAUGAAGAGCUUCUGAUGGCAUUCACCACAACAAGCUCUGAAGUGAUAAUACAUGGAAGUAGCCUCAGGGCAUAAAAAUACCCUUUGGAGCCCACUUAAAGUGGACACUUCAUAAACUACUGCAGCUUUUAUCACUUUUCCACGAGUUUUACUUUGAUAAUUUUGUAGGUGCUGUUUGGGAAUAUGACCGUCAUGAGUAAAGUGCUGGAGAUGUAAAAGGCAAGAUAAUCAGAGAGACCAGAGGAAUUAAUUUGUUCGCAGGGGUCACCAAACUCAAGCUCAACGCUCACUAGAUCUUUGAUUCUAUAACUCUGACACGGCCUAUUUCCCACAGAAGUUUUGGGUUUACAUCUAAGGAGAAAACAGACCAAUUUGCUGCUAUAUAUUUUUCAAGCUAUUCCCAAAUGAUUGUACUGAACUCAGAGCAAAAAAAGAUUACUGUUGGGAUAUUUAAGGAAGCAGGUAUUUAAGAUGACCUGUCGGGUGCAUAGGGGAGAGUGGGGUAAGAUGAGCCAUUUUUCAUAUUUCAGAUCACUACACCAAAGCAGUCAUAAUUUCAUCUCUAACUAGUUAAUUUGCAUUUAUUUCAAGAUGUUGUGCAUCCCUGCAAACCAACAGAAUGAUUGUAAACAUAACUGUCUUGAUAAUAUAGCAUGCCAAAAAAAGGGGUCUCCUAUGGUCAACUUAGGAGCGGGGUAAGUUGAGCCGUAUCCCUACUACCCCACACUC
Xyrichtys novacula (pearly razorfish) is the source of this 8213-nucleotide messenger RNA. The record is from the annotation of a GenBank genome assembly. NCBI's taxonomy places the organism in Eukaryota, Metazoa, Chordata, Actinopteri, Labriformes, Labridae.